This is a messenger RNA of Xyrichtys novacula (pearly razorfish), 10809 nucleotides long. Lineage: Eukaryota; Metazoa; Chordata; Actinopteri; Labriformes; Labridae. The record is from the annotation of a GenBank genome assembly.
UUCUAAAUACAGUCUGUGGUCAAACCCCAGUACUGACCAUACUGGAGCGCUCACCAGGGAGUUCAAUCCUAAUUUUGCCGAUUUUCAGAGGUCAGAAAAUGGCCUUUCCUUCGGAAGCUUGUCUUAACCCUACCCCGGGCACCGUUUUCGGGUGUCAAUGCCCUCCACACCCCAACAGUGGGUGGCGGUAGUGCACCUUAACGCCGAUGCCACCCGUCACAAAACAAGAAGAAAAAGAAGAAGGAAAAGGAAGGAGAAUAAGCUAACGUCAGACGGAGCGACAACAUGGAUCCAAACACGACUAUUCUCCGAGUCAAGAGAAAAAGAGGGACCGACCCCGCGGACGCUUUGUUGUUGGCGUGUAAGCGUAUUCGCCCGGAGUCGUCUCAGAGCUCAGCAGAAACGGUACCGGAGCCCAAUGAAGCCGAGGUGGAGAACUCUGUCUUCAAACUCGUGGCGACCGUCGCGACUCAGGUGAGAGGCCCGCUGUGAGUUAAGGAGGAGGCUAAUGGCCACGCAGCUUGGGAUGAAAACGACCAAGAAACGCAUCUGGACAGAUGUAACGAGUAAUUAAAUGUAUCUGGUUACGUAAAAACCUUAUUUGACAACAUGUAUUGAUUCAGUGAACUACGUAUAUCAGUGCUCGUUGUUGUUAGCAGACAUUAGCUUCUUGUUAUGUUAGCCGGAGCUAGCGUUAGCUUUUUAUUGGCGUUAAGUGAAAGUGAGUCGUGUUUGUAGGCCUAAAUGCGUGACUUAACCACUGCUAAAUUGAUCUAGACGAAAAUGUAAAAUAAUUAGUGUAUUUGUUUUCCAUCCUUUUUGACAACCUGUAUUGAAUUUCGUCACACAAGCUUUCUAGCUGAACUAGAAAGAAGACAAAGCAAACACCAGGACAGUCUGAGACAACUCAGUGCAACAGCUGAGGUUUGUGUUUCAGAAAGACAAGUUUUAGUUUUUGUAGAGUUGCCCAGAAAGGUGAUCACUGUACUUCAAUGUAAUGAAGAAGACGGAGUUGAUGUUGAUUGUAUGGUAAAGUGUGAUAUAUUUGAGGAUGUUAUUACUAUAUUGUCCUUUUGAUGUGUUCUAGCUAAAUGUGACACUUAGUGAAAACUUAUUCCCUGUCAUGCAGUGAGGUUUGAUGUUGACAAGGCAGAAUGGGUAAAUACAGGCCAAACAGAAUUUAACUGUAAACUUGAAGUUGAUAUAAGAGCAUAUGAUGUUGAAAAUUUAGUGAUAAAUGAUGAGAUUUGGUUAAUUCAAUGUCCCAUUUCCGUAUGUAAUAACAAAACACAACAUCCAAUCAUUGCUCGAACAAAGAAGACAGGUUAAAAAAGAGUUGAAUAAAAAUGAUUUGAUAUCCUUGAAAACUCUCUAUCUAAAAGGGAGUGGUGGAUUUUUGAGUGAUUAGAUGAACACCACAGACUUUUGUCUUUCACUGCUUGCACUUUUUGUUGCUGUAAAAUGAACUGUCUCACUUACCAAUCCAUUCGACCUUCAAACUUUUUUGUAUGCACAGCAGAGUGGACUUGCGCUGGGAUGAUUUUUAGUAACUGUUUCAUCAUUGUGUUAAAGGUCUCCUAUUAUGGCAUUUUUUAUCAAGUUUAGAUAAGUCCCAGAGGUCCCACAAUAGUAAAUUUGUUGUCUAAAACACCAGUUUAUUUGUGGAUAUCAGCCAGCCUGUACCCCCUCUUUUUGAGCCUGAUUGAGAAAGGGCUAAUUCUGUGCCUGUACCUUUAAAUGAUAAUAAGCUCUGUGUGACCGCGCUCUUCUUCCCCAAGGUCACUCAAGUUUAUGGCUGUGUCUCAUUUCAGAGACCACAUCGGGAUAAGCGCGCUUAGCUGAGCGCACUGCCGUUUUGUACCCUUCCUGUGUCCCAUUUCAGAGACCGCAACCGUCGAACGGCGCAUUUGAAGCGUGCGUGAGGUCAUCACGCAGCACGAACGGUGUCCCAUUUGGCACAAAAUGCUAAGUGCGCUUCAAAUUCGGUGUCAAAACCACACUGCCCCCCCCCCCCCUCUUUUUUUUCAAGCAUGCAUUUAUGCACGCUUUCAGGCCGUUGGUAUCCCAGAAUUCUUUGCGUGCCGCUGCACAGCUGCACAUUUCAGGUGAGAGGCUGGACUCGCUUGGAGAUGCAGCGCAUCUUCAAAGAAAAUACAAGAAAUCCAAAAACAGCAGACAGUCAGCUCAGGCUGUAUGAGCGCAUGACCUCUGAACUCAUUAAAAUCUGUAAACCAAACAUUAUAGAUAUAGAGACAAACUGAAUUAAAAUUAGGGCCAUGAAGCAUUUAAAGGAAUUGUGCUUAAGUAUAGGUUUCACAAACAAGGAGAUACUUCAUCCUUUGGCACAUCAGCAUCACAUUGUCAUAAGUAUAAAAACUUAAAUCUCUAAAUCUUAAAAGAAAAAAAAAACCUCAAUGUUGUCCUGAUACUCUGCUGUAGUUUUGUCAGCUUUCUUAUUUCUAAUGUUUUUGAUUGUUGUAGCAGAGCAGAUCAGUUGUCUCUAAAUCUAUAAUGUUUGGUUCGCAGAUUUUAGUGAGUUCAGAGGUCAUGCGCUCAUACAGCCUGAGCUGACUGUCUGCUGUUUUUGGAUUUCUUGUAUUUUCUUUGAAGACGCGCUGCGUCUCCAAGCGAGUCCAGCCUCUCACCUGAAAUGCGCAGCUGUGCAGCGGCACGCAAAGACUUCUGGGAUACCAACAGCACAAAAGCGUGCAUAAAUGCACGCUUGAAAAAUGCUAAGUGCGCAUAGCAUUUCUUAGCAUUUCAUGCCAAAUGGGACACCGUUUGUGCCGCGUGAUGACAUCAUGCACGCUUCAAAUGCGCCGUUCGACGGUGCGGUCUCUGAAAUGUGACACAGCCUAUGUAUCAGCUGAUUGACCUUGAUUUAUGUUGUCUCAAUACUAUACACAUAAUUUUAAAUAAUCAUAAUACAAUACAGGCCAUACUUUUUUUAGAUUUACAAAGACCAAAAUUUUAGAUGGAACAAGGCUUGGACUCAACUUAACCCACUCUAAUAUCAUCUAAAUCUUCCAUGAGCAUAGCAUUUGCAACAUUUAUCAAGUUACAGUGGAGAGGAAGAACUUCCUUGUAACAGGCAGAAACCUGAAGCAGAACCAGACUCAUGUAAGAGUCAUCUGCUGGGACUGAGCUGGGUUUAGAGAGGGGAGAGAGGAAGAUGGCGAGAGAGGAAGUGACAAGCAACAGUAGAACACACAUAUGUCUGGCAACAGUGAUAGAGACAAUGGAAAAAGUGUCUGUACUAUCUACAGGAAUAGUAUGAUAAUGAUAAUAGACUGAUCUUGGCCACCUUUUCGGGGGGUUUCUGGAGGCAAGGGCAGGGCUUGAUGUUUUAGCCCCAUCCCAUCCAACCAGUAGUGCAACAAAGCAGUGUUACCCUGCUCCACUGUGGGUGUCACUUCACAAGCUGUUGGAGAUGGGCCAUCCUGCUUAGGUGAACUUGUAAGGAGAGCCUGUUAUGCUGAUGCAGGCUGUGAGUCUUUCACAGUCCUUCACAAGGUCCCGUUUUGAGCAAUCUACAUCGUUGUUUGUAACAACAUAUGUUUACAUAUGAUUUGAAACUUUGCAUACAUCUAGUAUGGACACUGAACAUUGUAAUUUUGCAGUUUUUGUUGUAAAUACGGGAAAACAAAUACUCCCCCUUUAAAGUCAACAGGUCUGUAGUAAUUGCAAAGCAUUCAUGGUAAUGAAUUUGAGGAAAAUAAUGGGGGUUGGAAUUAGAUCAGCUGAAGCAGAAAGGGUAUUAAAAAAUCUGCAGUUAACAUAUAAAUUAUACCAAUGAUAAUAGAGGGACUGAUGCUAAUAAAUUACCAUUGAUUUUAUAACGGAUUAAAAUGGAUAGACUGCAGUAUGCCAUCAGUAGUUUUGCUGCUUUAGCCAAGUUUGAAUGGUACUGUUUAUUUCAGUGUCUUUAUAGAAAUGCAACUAAAUCUACAGGUAAUAUUUAGAGAGAAUUUUAGAGUAAUAAAUGAAAUGUCUUUUUCAGCCAAAUGUUAAUGAUUGACAUCCCUCUGCAUUUAGCUACUGCAGAACUCUGGUGUAGACUGUCUUGAAGUUUGGGAUCAUGUCAUGCUGAAAAACAAAAGUGAAAACAAAAAAGAAAUGCUGCAAUGAAUCCACACCUGUCCACUAUCCAGCAUUUUUUAAUUCGGACUGUACUGAAACACCUCUGCCAGAAAACCACAAGACCUUCAGUUCUGUGCCACCAAAGACUGCAAGCGCUUGUCUAAUGUCUACCAUCUCUCUUCAACUCUUAAUGUUGAUGAGUGGACUGACACUUUUACCAGAUCUUAAAGGUUUUCUUGGCCUUCUUCAGGUUAUUUGCCCUCACUGGGUUUUUUAAAUGUCUUCAUGACUGCUUAAAUACCACAUCUUCUGUCAGAAUGGAAUCUUGAAUACCACAUCUUGUGUAAUAAGUUGAUUUGUAGAUUCAAAAGUGGCUUUACUAAUUAAAAAUGGGAUUGUAUGUCUGUCAAAUUAAUAGUUGGUCUCACUUUAGUUAUGUCUCCAGUAUAAGAUCAACUUCUACAAGAUGUGGAUGAAAUGCUUGUAAUACAAGUAACCAAGUAUAGUUUGACCAAUCAGAGAAAUUGCAAAAAAAAACAGUCAUGGCCUUGCUUAAAAAAACUCUCCAGCUUUAAUGGUGGCCUAAGAUCUCUGCAUAGUACUGUUUAUUUCCAAAAUCAUGUUACAGUCUUAUAAUUGUCAUAUCUUUUCAGGAUGCUCCUGUGCAGACGCAGGUCCGACAGGCCCUGGCAAGGCCUCGCACGGCCCAUGCAUUGCGCCCUUCUGCUGGCAGCUCCCAGCGGAUAGUUGGAGACCUUCGAAGCACCAAGUGGAGCACUCGGAGGGAGGAACGUUACAGGAUAUUAUCCAGCCAUCGCACAGGGCUGUCGAGCCCAGUUGAGCAGCAACCCCUCCAGUCAGAUACUCCUGAGAGCAUGAUUGAGGUGGGGAAAGAGCAUCAGAAAUGUUUGGGCCUUGGUGAAAUCCAAGUGGUUGAUCUCAUACAUGAGGAUGUCGAGGAACAGGACAAGUCUUUAGGCAAGGUGAGAGGAACAUCUGUUCAGCACAUCAGAGAUGAGUAAUGCCUCAGAUGAAUGCAUCUGUACCAGAUAGACAAAUCUGACUGACACUUUGGCCAAAAGCACCUGAAAAAUUUUGUUACUUUUGAGAAAGGGGAAAAAUAAAAUGCCCUGUAUAGAUAAAAGUGAAAACAGCUGAAUUCAUGCUGAAAAAAAGCUGCAAAUUCAUCCUGUUAUCUUAUGUUGUUGGCUCUACUCCCAGGGAUGGGACGUCCCAGUCCCCAUCUCAGCUAGCACAUCAGAGCAUUUUGUAAGUGAUCAGGGAUCAUCAUCAUCACAAAUAAUGCUCAAUAUUUGACAGCUGACAUAAAUGAAAACGGUUAAGCCAGAACACGUGCAAGUAGCUGAACAUGGCUAAAAUAACAGUGUGGAGAUGUUUUACACUAAAAGGCAAAUAACUUUAGUGGUAAUGAUCAGUUGUCUCACGAAUCUCUGUUUUUAACGUUGUUUUUUUCUUUUAUAAAGACGGUGUCCUCAGAUCCAGAAGUGAUCCUGUGUAACAACACCAAGAUGCUGCGGGAGCGUCUGAGCGUAUCUGGUGAGAGACUCGGAGAGGAGCACAGAGAGCAGGAUGCCGACUACGUCUAUGACCUUUACUACCAGGAGACAGUCACACCAGGCUGGAUUCAGGACAUCCUGUCUGUCAGAGCCUACGCCGAUGAGGGAGAACUGGUGUGUGUGGAUGGAUGGACGGACAGAUGAAUGAGUGCUAAAACUCUGAGUGAGUGAAUGAAGACAUGGGUGACAUAGAGAGGCAAACACAUUCUUGUAGAAGAGUUUUUAUUAUGUAAACUCGUGACCUAACUUGUCCACGUCCUGAGGGAGUUCAUAACACCAUUUGGUGUUAAGGUGUUGAUGUAUUAAGAUACCCAAAAUAUGAAUAAAGUACUUGACUUAACAGUAGGGAUGCACAGUCAGGACCAGAAUAACAAGCACAAUUAUUUUGGCUAAUGUUGAAUGUACAUGGAUAAAUCAAGGGGCAAGUUUCAUUUGUACUUACCCAUUUCAAAGUAGUGCUUCUACUUCAUGUUGUUUUACAUAACUAAAGAGCAAACAAAAGUAAAAUUGUGUGAAAAGCCUUUUCUCACAAAACUGAAUCAGCAGCUGCUUCAAUAAAGCCAUAUUCACAUAAGUUCUAAAUUCCUUAAAGUCAGAGUCUGUUGGCCUGGCUGGGCCAUCCUGUUGCGUGAAUCACUUGCCGUUCCUUCCCACAACAGUCUGGACUUCGGCCCAUUGGGAGCGUGUUUUCCCGAUCAGAAAAUAACCGGGCCAAUCAGAGACCGUGUUUCCACUGUUACCCGGACAACAGGGAGAAUCUGACGUCUUCUGCGGAUAUAAACGAUUUCUGCCAACUUCGCAGAGUCAACUGCAGAAUUAACGGCGUUCUGAAUGAACGGUGCUUUGAAAAGUCCCGCAGCAUGUGUUAGACGUCACCAUCUACACAUGGACCAAUCAGGGGCUGCCUUUCCCUGUUGUCCGGGUAACAGUGGAAACACGGCCUCUGAUUGGCCCGGUUUUUUUAUGAUCGGGAAUACCGUUCCCAAUGGACCGAAGUCCAGACUGCUGUGGGAAGGAACUGUAGGAAGUGAUUCACGCAACAGGAUGGCCCAGCCAGGCUAAGAGUCUGUAUGUUUGUACAUGUAAGUCCCGCAGUGAUUUAAGCUCAAAUAGCCCACUAACUGGACUGCUUUCAUUACACGAGUUUACAAGCACCAGGCAAGAAUUGAGUUAUUGGCAGAAAAUGUCAGCCUCUGCUAUAUUAGGUGGUCACAUGCCUCUUUUCCACUUUCCCUGACCUUUUGGCAAGUGGCUAACAGUGAACACACUAUUCUUUUGACAGUUCUUUUCACAGUUCAGUUAUUUGCCAUCUGGCAAUGUGUUUGUUACUCAAUUACCAAGUCAAAGGAUGGUAUACAAACUGAAGCAUACUUGUUUUAGUCUCUUUACAUGGAAGAGAAUGAAUCACCAUCUUUUUUAUCUGGACAUGUUACUCAGACUGUGGGAAGUUGAUUUUGUGAAAUUGAAGUCAGACUGAUAAUUUUACAGAGCAGGAAAUAUUCAGGUAAAUUCUCCCUGAGUAAUCGAGCAGGAAGGGUGAUGUUAAUAUUGUGCAACUGCUGCAAACGAAUGAAUAAAAACAGAAAAGGUUGAAGGUGUACAGUGAAGAUGUCAUAGCUUCAAUAUAAAUACAGAAACUGUCACCACUGUUAUGUAUAUUUGACUUGAUGCUGGAGAGAGACACAAGUAACCAAGAUUAGUGCUUCUUACAUUUAUACACCUAUCACGUUUCAUUUUGUGGUGUUAUUUCAGGUAGUUUAAAAAGUUACUGGUGUUGUUUUGCACCGACAAAUCUCAUCCGCUCUUUUUCCCCUAACCACCAACAUGAGUUAUGUUGAGGAACCAGCUUUUUGUCUAAUCUUUUCUAAAUGACACAUUUCUUGCUCCACGCUGGUCUCUGUUGUUAACUCUCUAGAGUGUCAGUGUGAGGCAGACAGUCAUUGUUUCUCAUAUUCCAUGAAAAGUGGCACCUAAAACUUCCAUUCCCCCUUGAGGAGUUUUUGGUUUAGGGGGCACAUAAUUUUGUAUGCAGCAGAGUCUUUUUAAAAGUAGAGCACACAUUUAAAGCAUAAGUGCCCCUGUGAAGGCCGAGAACAUGAUGGAGAUUAGUUUGCUGCCCUACCAAAUGGUGUCUGGGGUUUCUAGUAUUCCAAAUAUUUCAAAAAGAUUUGCCUUAAGUGUUUCUCAAGUUUAUGGCCUAAACUAAAAGGCCAUUAUUUCUCUACACAUUUCCUAAGAAUGCUAUAACAUUAGCUUGGAACAAGGCUUUCAGAUAAAGAGUUUCUUGUUUUUAUGUAAGGUGCCUGACCUUGUGGUUCAUGAAGAGGAGGUGUAUGAAGACGAGGAUGAUGAAAAUGAGGAAGGGAACUGGAGGAAUGACUACCCAGAUGAAGAGAGCGAUGCAGAGAGUGACAGAGAGGAGCGCUAUGGAGGUAUGUAUUUUGGUGUCCAGGUGCCAGUUAAUGAAGUUUGUCUUGUGGAGUUGCUACAAUUGUUGACGUUUCACUCUUGCUAUAUGAGGGCUUAAAAUCCUGGAAUCAAUAAAAAUUUUGAGCUUCAUGUUUAGGGCUGAUAUCAAAUUGAAUAAAUUAAGCAGUGGCAGUAGCUGGAUAUGAUAUUUGUACAGCAUUUUGCAACAGCAAACGGGGUGACCGUUUUUGUCAAUGACUAGGCUAAGAGGGUUGUGAUUUUGAACAGAACCAGAGGGUUAAAUAAUUGCGUGUGCACAUCCAAUGAAGCUAGUAUUUGUGUGCAUGUACACUACAGGCCGAAAGUUUGGAAGCAAGAUCAGAUUUGCACAAAAAAAGAUCAUCAUUUCAUAUAUAUAUAAUUUGCAACACAAUAAACAUGACUAUUGUGUAAAGAGUAACUUAUCAGAACACAUUUUGGCUAUAACUAUUAGGUAUUUGAGUUAUUGUUGCUUAGACUUUGCUUUCUUUAAAGUAUCUUCCUCUGGCUUUAACAACAGCUUGGCAUAUACCAGGCAUUCGUUCCACAAGUUUUUUAAGGUAUCUUCCAGGAAUUGCAUUCCAAGCUUUCUUAAGUUCAUUAAAAAGAGACUGCUGACUCGUGGGAUGCGUUUUUCUGACCGAUCGAUCCAAUUCAUCCUGCACAAGCUCAAUUGGAGAAAGGUCCGGAGACUGAGGGGGCCAAACCAUCUUUUGAGGAACACCUUCCUCUUCUUUUUUGUCUAGGUAACCCUGACAGAGCUUGGCAGAGUGCUUAGGGUCAUUGUCUUGCUGCAAAACAAACUUAUGAGCCACAAGUCGUAGUCCAGAUGGAGCAGCAUGGUGCUGGAGGAUGGAGUGGUACUGUCCCUUCUUCAUGAUACCCUUUACUUCAAACAAAUCUCCUACUCCAUCACCUGCAAAACAUUCCCAUACCAUGGAACUACCACCUCCUUGCUUAAUUGUGGGUGUAACACAUGGUGCUUUCAGACGUACACCAGAUUGUCUGCGGACAUAGACUCUGCGUUUUGAACCAAACAGUGCAAACUUGUUUCUAGUCAUCAUAAGUCCAAUUUAACUCAGAAGUAGCUCAAUUAACCAUUAACUUGGUGUGACCGAGACGAGCCACCACCAUUUCAUCCUGUGAUAUGACUUUUGCACAUGUUGCAGUUGCAAUGUUUAAAUGCUUUGUUGUUCACUAGGACAAGUUAGGACUCGGACUAGCCCACUACAAGACCUAAUCUUUGUUGAAGAAGUCAGUAUCUAAGGCAUGUGCGUGUGUGUGUGUGUGUGUGUGUGUGUGUCUGUCUGUUUGAGUGUGUGUCUGAAAGACAACAUUGACCGUUUCUUAUUAUCUUUUGUGCAGGUUACUGGGAGGAGGAGCACUCGUACAGCCGGAGGAGCUGGGGGCACUACCAGAGGGAAGUGCUGAAUGAGCUGGGCUGCAGGGAUGCUGCUGUUGAUGAGGAUGAUGAGGAUGAUGAAGAUAAAUAUGAUUCAGAUUGAGAUGUCUACUAAGCUUCACCUGGUUGAGGAUCCUUCCCAGUACCCUUUUUACCAACUACAUAAAUCUCCUUAGAUCGCUGUGUUGGUGAGACUAAAGAGGAAACAACCAUACUAGACACACAACUUAAAAAUGCACUCCAUCAAUGUGUAGCACUUCAAAGGUUUUUUAAAUGUUACCAAAACAGAAAGAGAUUAGUUUUGCCAGAAUUCAUCAUUACUCUUGUCUGCAGCCUGGGAGGCUGUAAGCUGAGUGGCUACAUUUUUUAUUUUCAUCUAUUUCCCCCUCGUUGUCAGUAUAUUUGUAGGUUUUGGGUCUUAUCUAUCAUUUUUUUACAAAAUUCCCAGCAUACACUGAUGCUGCUGAGCAAAUUAAGAAAAGGGCUGUGAGCCAAGCUGCCCAUUGCUUUAGCCCAAAAGCUUGCUGAAAUCCUCUUUCAAGUUUAGUCAUCUAGCUAAAUACAGUUUUCAUGAUAAUUGAAAGCCCUAGAAAUGGGUGAGAAUAUCAAAUGUCCUUUCUAUGACCAGUGCUUAGGGAAAACUGUAUCCAAGGUGGACAACGAGAGAGAAUUAGUCAAUGCCAUUCAGUGAGCAGCCCCAUUCUACUCUAGAUUAUGAGUUUUGGACUACCCAAACUCUGUGUACUGAAAGGUUUAUUGCCAGUAAAUAAAAACAGCUGAGGUCACAAGACCUUUACACCCAUAGUGGUCCAAAAAUUCUGUAUUAAGUUAUUCCCUCUCUCCUGCACAGAGUAAAGGAGUUUGUGUCCCUCCUCAUUUGGGUCCAGAGUGUCUUUUUUUUUUUUUUUUUUUUUUUUUUUUUUAAACUGUGGUGGAGUGAAUUUGUGUGUGUGGGUGUUGUGUUCCAAGUGAAUGUGUGUUAGAAAUGUUGCAUAUUAGUGUUAAAUGCCUGGUAUGCUUUGUGCUGUUAACACUUAUGUUAGUGAGGCGUCUUGAGCUGAGUGUGUACGCAUUUCAGGGUGUUUGCAUUUUGUGCAUGGUAGUGUGUGUAGGUAUAAUGGUGUAUGCUAAGGUUUUUUGCAUAAUGUGAGUGUGCUGCAAAAGUUUUGUUGUAUGUGUGGUUCAGAAGUUACUCUUGGAUUGUUGCUCUUGGAUGCUGAUUGAAAGGUUUUUUUUUUCUGUAAAUAUGUAGAUGUGUAUAAAAAGAAAGCUUUCAAAAUAAACUUCAAACAUCUGUGUUAA